CGGCCCUUCGAUUGGCCUUGAUCGAGGGCAACUUCCUUCUACAACGUGGCUAUCGGACUACUGUGGAUGCUGUUGCCGCCAAGAAGUUCGCCUUGCUGCAGUCGAGUCCACUGCAAAAAUCCUUGUCGAAGUGUCUCGACGAGUAUAUGAGCACACGGCCUGCCGCUGUGGACAAGCUGCCCGUCUCUCUUCGUUCCAAUUCUUCAUUGAACCAAGCCUCUUAUACCAAGCCUUGGGUUUGCUUGGGUAUCUUGGCCUCUUCGUCCAUUCCAGAGAAUUGUGACAGUACUCCCCACUCGGGUAGAAGAUCCACUGCUCGCGAUGGCCACCAAAACCUCGGGCGGCAACGCCGCCUUCCACAACUUCCACAACGAUUUCGCUCACAUCCAAGACCCCAACGAGCGACGACGGCUCGCCCUUGCCGAGAUCGACAAGGCGCCUUUCGGCUGGUACCAUAUUCGUGCCAUUGUGGUCGCCGGUAUUGGUUUCUUCACCGAUGCCUACGACAUCUUCGCCAUCAACCUAGUCAGCGCCAUGUUGGGUGUUGUUUACUGGCAAAAUGCGCCCAACCCGAAGAACGCCGGCAAGAUUCCCUCCAACUCGGAUACCGCCAUCAAGGUGGCCACGUCGGGCGGCACCGUGAUCGGUCAGGUCGGUUUCGGCUGGCUCGCCGAUAUCGUGGGCAGAAAGAGAAUGUAUGGUCUUGAGUUGAUCGUCAUCAUCUUUGCGACGUUGGCGCAGGCUCUGUCUUCCGAUUCUCCUGGCAUCUCCGUCGUGGGUGUCCUCAUCUUCUGGCGUGUGAUCAUGGGUAUCGGUAUCGGUGGUGAUUACCCUCUAUCUUCCAUCAUCACGUCUGAAUUCGCUACCACCAAGUGGCGUGGUGCCAUGAUGGGUGCCGUCUUCGCCAUGCAGGGUAUCGGUCAAUUCGCCGCCGCCAUCAUCGCCUUGAUCGUCACCUCUGGUUUCAAGGAGUCCCUCAAGACUGCAAAGACGGUCGGCGAGUGUGACGGCGUCUGCCAGCUUGCCGUUGACAAGAUGUGGCGUGUCAUCAUCGGAUUUGGUGCUGUCCCUGGUUGCGUUGCCUUGUAUUUCCGUCUCACCAUCCCGGAGACUCCUCGUUACACCUUCGACGUCGCUCGUGACUCGGAGAAGGCCGUCGAAGACGUCAAGGCAUACAAGAGUGGCAAGGCUGAAGGUCACCCUGACGAAGUCAGCCGUGCCGCUGUCCUCCAGGAUUCCCGCGCUCGUCUCGCGGCCCCCAAGGCCUCGUGGUCCGAUUUCUGGAGACACUACUCCCAGUGGAAGCACGGAAAGGUCCUGCUUGGAACCGCCGGAUCAUGGUUCUUCCUCGACGUCGCCUUUUACGGUCUCGGUCUCAACAACUCCAUCAUCCUGUCGGCCAUUGGCUACGCCAAGGGCAACGACGUGUACGAGAUCUUUUACAACACCGCCGUUGGUAACCUGAUCAUCGUCUGCGCCGGUGCCAUCCCCGGGUACUGGGUCACCGUGGCGACCGUCGACACCCUCGGCCGCAAGCCCAUCCAGUUCAUGGGUUUCCUCGUCCUCACCAUCGUCUUCGUCAUCAUCGGUUUUGCCUACCACAAGCUGGGCGAGGGUGGCCUGCUGGCUCUCUACGUCAUCGCCCAGUUCUUCUUCAACUUCGGGCCCAACGCGACGACCUUCAUCGUGCCCGGCGAGUGCUUCCCGACCCGGUACAGGUCCACCUCGCAUGGCCUCUCGGCCGCGUCCGGCAAGGUCGGCGCCAUCAUCGCCCAGUGCGUGUUCGGCCCCCUCAAGACCAAGGGCCACCCGACCAAGGACAACCCGACCCCCUGGGUCAACCACAUCAUGGAGAUCUUCGCCCUCUUCAUGCUCUGCGGCGUCUUCACCACCCUCCUGAUCCCCGAGACCAAGCGCAAGACCCUCGAGGAGCUCGCCGGCGAGGUCCCGGGCACGCCCAACUACGACCCCGAAUCCGCCGGCCACCGAAAGGACUCGUACGUCCCCCCGUCGGCCAACGCUCUCACCGAGGACGACACCACCACUCACACUCCCGAGAAGACUGUCUAAAACUACUUUUUUAUCUGAUUGGAAAUAGAGAUUUCUGAAUUGCCUUGCCAAUGUCAAGUUGAGAGAGAUAUAUCUAUACUUGCAAUGGUCAUUUCGAUGCCUGUAUCCUGAGCUGGCCCCUUUGCCCCGUCCAGAGUUUGAUUAGUGCCUCAAGGGUAUUUGAGUUCGGAUCAGAAUAUGUACAAGGGGAUAGUUCUUGCAUUGUAAGAGUGUGAUACUAUUCCAGGUGUUAAAGAGGCGAUGAAUUUUUUAAUACUACAACAUCAUUACGGAUGUAAUCAAAAACUUGAACAAUAAA
Molecule: messenger RNA, 2368 nt
Organism: Exophiala oligosperma
Lineage: Eukaryota; Fungi; Ascomycota; Eurotiomycetes; Chaetothyriales; Herpotrichiellaceae
Product: phosphate:H+ symporter
Exons: 3
Coding region: 322-2070 (582 amino acids)
Biological process (GO): phosphate ion transport; transmembrane transport
Cellular component (GO): membrane
Molecular function (GO): phosphate transmembrane transporter activity
Source: RefSeq, a predicted model, not a curated record